AUGGCUCAGGGCAUGGGGUUUGCGAUUUUUUUCAUGCUAUGGCUUGCUGGUCGUGUGUCUGCCGACGGCGGAGAUGAUUUUGCAAACAAUCUGGCCUCGGACCUGGGACCUAUUAUUGCGCUAUUUGGCGAACGGGUCGUCAUGCAGUUCAUGAGCCAAGCCAUGGGCAUCGCCGACUGCAUACUCUUGGCCGUCGCCCCGAUUGGCGCAAUCACCACCGUUGUGAGCGCUAUCCGAGUUGCCGGGCCGGCAUGGCUGAAGUCGUUCAUUGGAAGAGCCAGAGAGAAUCUCUCGGCGGCAGAAAUCGACGUCAUGUCGUCUACGUCUAAGGAGGCCUGCGAGCUUUGGAACGGUCACAGCGUGGUUAGAUGUCCAGGAUCAGCCGAUAUAUAUCAGUUCAUUUGCCUUCUGCCAGAUGGGAGUGAUGCCGACUCUCUAUCUCAGAAGGAGGUUCAUAUUCGGUAUGAGAAACUGGAGAAAGUAGUGAGCGAGAAGAUCCUACAGAAGACCGAAACCGGAAAUGGAUCCAGCAACAGCACCCAAAUACAGAUUAUUGCAUCUAAGAACGGGAAGAACUCCGUCGUGAUCAACGACGUUGGUUCCAUGCGAAGAAGAGAUACUAGCAAAACUGAUGCUAGUAAGGCGGAUUCAGGAAAGACUGAUACUGGUACCACAGUUUCUGGGGUUUCGGAAUCCGUCAAGACGGACAGGACAAACUUUCGCAAAGAAGAUUCUAGUACCGAACGAGAUGCAAAGGAAAUGAUUGUCGUUGUUGAAUCUGAUGACAGCGCGCCAAAUCUUCUCCUCAAUUGCCACGAUAGAGUCGAACGAGGCGAAAUUUAUCUUGCAGCCACUAUCGGUGUGAUGCUCCAGCUCGGUGCUCUUGUAUAUUUUGGUUUCAUCACCUAUCAUCAGCCUAUCAAGGGCAAAUUCCUAAAGGAUGGCAAGAGAGUCGUCGACUAUGCUUUUCCAUGUGCCGCCGGAGGAACUCUUCUCUUGGUACUCGGUCUGUUCAUGUGCGCCUGGGUUGUUGAAAAGAGCACAGCAGAGACAUGUUAUGAGGCGGACAAGCAUCAGAUCUUUAUUGUAUGGUUGCAAAAGCAUCAUACUGUGAGCGAGCAGGUCUUUAGGCCCUUUGCAAUCUACCCAACCAGGAAACGAAAAUACAUCACAAUGUCUCGUCGAAAUAUCAGGGAAAAUAUGCGAGAGAAUUCCAUUAUGGGCCAUAACGAGAAGGAUGCCGAAGAUACAAAGGAGAAGGAUGAGCAAACUCGGGAAAGAAUUUUGGAGAAUAUAACAUUUAUCGGCGCUCUCAUUUCCCUCGUUGGAUUCAUUGGACAAUUCAUUGGAAUGAGAGGGCUCAACUGGACAGCAUCAAUUCUACAACUUGGCAUCACGAUUGUGGUGACAAUUAUAAGGGUCAUUGUUCGACGUGGCCUCGGAAAAUCUCCGAUUCGCACGCGCUUGAAGUCAAAAUCCGAGCUGGAUUGGUUUGCUCUGAGCUUUGGAGAUAUUAAAACAGCUCCCUGGGCGAUACUUGAUGACAUUCCUCGCAAGGGGAGAGAGAAUGAUGCUUCAAAAGACGACAGUUCCCCCAGGUGGCGUAUCUGCACCGGAGACAAGCAGGCAUAUCCCUCUUUGAAGUUGGUCGAUGAUGAGAGUCGCCGAAUUGAGAAAACAUCAAUGGCCCAUAAGAUGAUGGUGGCGCGACAGCAAUUGCGAAAUCUUUCCAAGUGGAAAAGUCCGGUCCGUGAAGAGGCGGCUCGUUUAACAUCGGCGAUUGAAACCAUUGCCCAAACAUUUCUAGAAGAAUUGCCUGAAGGAAAUUAUGUGUGGAGUAUUCCAGCAAUUUACAGAGGGUUACCAGAUGAACAUGUCGAUAUAGAGCUUGAAAAGAAAAAGGACAUGAAGUGGCAAGUCAAAGAUACAGCAGGGAGGAUCGAAGCAAUUCUCUCGCUGUGGUUGUACUCAACCCCGCCAGCGAAGCUUUCCGACAGUAAUCAACCUCGCCAGUUACGGCUGUAUGGAUCGAGUGAGCAUCAGAACCGCUUGUCCCGAGAUCUCCAUUGGUGGAUGCCAGAAGUCAUCGCUGAGAUGUCUACACAAACAAAGGCUGAGGUAGAUGAGAAGAAAAGCAUUGGUACGACAGUAGUCGGGUUCACCUCAGAAGAAGGAUCCGUCGAGUCUACAGACGAAGACGGAGAAGAUACAAAGUAUCUCGUCCUUGAGUGCCAAGAAAAGCAAGAAAGGCUCUUCUCCAGGGACUUAUUAUUCUCGUUCUUACGCGCAGUCGCAAAGAUGCCUGAAGUCACCAUAUCAAGCGCGUCGAGCAUACAGCAGAUGAACUAUAGUAAGAUGACGGAGGACUGGAGAGAACUGAAAAUUAAAAACGACACCAUUUCCAACUUGGCCAGGAAACUGGAGAAGAUCGGAUUCGGCACGCUAUCGGAUAUCUAUUUCGAUCUUAUUGUACCCUUAAGCCUUGAGCAGAAACUAAGCAACAUCAAGAAUGUCAUCGACGAUGCUACAAAACAAGCCCAAAGGUAUGAACGAACAUGUCAAUGGAAAAAGUUAGUCGACAGCUGUACUUGUCUCCUUGACUUGUCUCUGCAAUUUGAUCUAGCAAAGGAGUCGUCUGGUCCAUUGGCCAUAGCUGUAUGCUUGGGGUUUCUCAGCAGGCUACGCCAUGAAUCUGUGCUCCAGAAGGCGGAAGGGCGAGAGGAAGAGGAACUCACAAAGCAAUUGAACAUUCUGAUGACAAAAUUAAAGGACGAAAGAUUCGCAAAGCAAGCUAAUAUCUCAAUACCAACGAGGAUGCAAAUGAAGGAAUGGCACUAUGCCAUGCCCUUCAGUACAAUAAUUGGUCCUGCACCUGACAACAUAAGAUCACUGCCGGAGAGUUUCCAAAUCACGGCUGAUCAUCAACAGUUCAUGCAAGAAAUCGAGUCGGAGAAAACUCUGUAUUUCUGGGAUUUCGAAAAGCUCGAAAAGAUAGACGCCUUCGGCUGGUCGCCGCUUCAUUAUGCUGCCAACUUACAAGCCGACAAUAUGCGCAUAGUCUUCUCUCGGAAAGGCGAUGUUCUCAACAUUCGGGACUUUAUGGGAUGGACGCCGUUGCAACAUGCCUGCCUCGUAGGUAACGAGAGAGUAGUGGACAUGCUACUUGAUCGCGACGCUCCAAUUGAGAUUGCCGGAUAUGAUGGAAUUACACCGAUGCACUGCGCUGUUCGAAGUGGAAAUGCCGAUAUACUGCAAAUGCUAGUCGAUAAGGUCAAGUCAGGGCGCCAAAGAUAUACCGGAAAGGGUGUGGUCCAUGUCGAUCGUAACGAAAGACAUCCGAUUCACUGGGCUGCAGUCAAGGGAGAUGUGGACUUGGUCUGGCUGCUUAAGGACGACAUUAGUCUCAAGGAUCGCUUCGGUUGGACCUGUCUUCAUCUGGCUGCGAUAUAUGGGCACGAAGACUUACUCACAUGUAUCAUUGAGGAUUGCGGAGCGGAUAUUAAUAUCGGUGACAACGAUUCCCGUACACCUCUGCAUCUCGCAAUCGAAAACAAAUCGCUGCCGGCCAUCUCUUUGUUAAUUAACGCUGGUGCGCAAGUCAAUGCCAAAUCAAAGGAUGGCUCAACUCCGCUUCACAUAGCUGUUAAACAGAUUGACACUGUACAGCUACUUCUACAAAAUGGUGCUGAUAAGGAAGCAACUGAUCUAGAAGGACGCACACCACUCUAUCAGGCCCUGGCAGAUGGUACAAUUGAAGUCGCUACACUUUUGGUAGACGAGGGUGCAAACGUUGCGAUCGCGGCAAAGGAUGGAAGAACACCACUACACAUGGCGCUUAGUCUUGGGGCAAAGGGAUUCGGUAUUGCAAAGAGACUCCUUCAAUCUGAUUCAUCUAAAGCCACUUCUUAUGCCAAGGCUAAAGCCAAAGACGAAGCAACUCCACUUCACAUAGCAGCAGAGCAUGGCCCAUCUGAAGCUAUAGAGCUGCUACGUGGACUUGGAGCUGAUGUUGACGCGCUGGACGAUUUCGGACAAACGCCGUUGCUCAUAUCAAUCUACAAGAAGAAAUGGGAUAUCGCAGAACUGCUGAUCAAAGCUGGUGCCAAAGUCGACGCUGACGAAAGAGAGGGAUACGCACCGCUACUUGGCGCGGUCGCAGGAGGAAGCGACAGAAUUGUACAAUUGUUGUUGAAAGCCAAGGUUGAUGUAGAUGCUGUCGACGAAGAUGGAUAUUCGCCAUUACAUCUUGCAGUCUCUCAACACGAACUCAAUAUCCUUCAACAGUUGUUGAAGGCGGGCGCGAACAUAGAUGCCGUUAGCGAGGCUGGUAACCAAACGCCAUUGCACAUUGCCGUUCGCAACAAGCACAGGGAUAUUGUAAAGAUCCUGCUCGAGAAGGGAGCCAGUACCACGUUAUACAACUCUCUCGACUUCUCGCCGCUACAACACUCGUUGUAUAUCGGUAACCUUGAGCUUGUGCAAGAGUUUGUUGCGCAUGACAAGAAAGCAAGCGUGAAAGCAGUCUUAGAAAAGGGGAAAGACGGUAACACGCCAAUGCAUACCUUGUGUCAAUGGUCUUGUUACGAGAGCGACGAAGAAACCAUGCUCAAAAUGCUUGAAGAACUUUUGAGCGUCAGCCCGGAGAUUGACAUUAACGCCAAGAAUGAUGAACAAUUGACUCCGUUGGAUUUGGCAGUUUCUAGAGCGGGAAGUUAUCGUAAUUUUAUAUGCACGUUGGUGAGAAAGGGGGCAACUUCAGGUUCGGAAGAAACAUCGAGAGAGUUUUUUGGUUGGAAGGAUGAUAUGGAGGUUAGCGAUGAGAUGCUUGAAUAA
This is a messenger RNA of Trichoderma aggressivum f. europaeum, 4833 nucleotides long. RefSeq lists its product as uncharacterized. The coding region runs from base 1 to 4833 and encodes 1610 amino acids. Lineage: Eukaryota; Fungi; Ascomycota; Sordariomycetes; Hypocreales; Hypocreaceae. The record is from RefSeq and is a predicted model, not a curated record. The transcript has 3 exons. Gene Ontology annotation, molecular function: protein binding.